Messenger RNA from Ictalurus furcatus (blue catfish), 1509 nucleotides. It is a transcript of the gene cldnd1a, whose product is annotated as claudin domain containing 1a. The record is from RefSeq and is a predicted model, not a curated record. The transcript is spliced from 5 exons. Lineage: Eukaryota; Metazoa; Chordata; Actinopteri; Siluriformes; Ictaluridae. Gene Ontology annotation, cellular component: membrane. The coding region runs from base 570 to 1337 and encodes 255 amino acids.
AACAAGUUUUCAGUAAAAAGCCCAGAAUAAUUUUUUUUAGCAAAUUAAUGUCUGAUUUUUUUUUUCUCUUGACUGCAUUGAUUAGACUCAGCUCGAAUGCAUUCAUUAAACUCAGUAAGUCAUGUCGAAAAUUUGUUAAUUUCAUGAAAUUAUUUUAUUUAUUUAUUUAUUUGUAAAGACAACCCCGACAGCGGUUUCAGUACUAUAAUACCCAGCAUUCCCUGCUUCUGCCUGAUGACCGGAAAAGGAAAGCAUGCGGAUUAUUUACAAAAUCUGAACGCCAAUGCAGGAGCAUUGUUUUUGUACUAAGAAAAUGAUUAGUAAUAUCUGUUUAUAAUUGUUCCACUCAUUCAUUUGACUCAUUCAUUUGACUCAUUCAUUUGACUCGAAGGCUUGUUGAUAAGUGACAGAUUAAAUGAAGAAAGAAUUGCUGAGCGACAGAUGGAUGUUGCACCGCAACAGAUGGGCUCUUCAUUUGAUCUGAUCUGCGGAUUAAAAAAAAAAUCAGGGCGCUCGAGGAAAUAAAGAAGGGGAAAAAAUCAGGUCAGUUCGGGGAGAGACUCGGCAUCAUGGUGGACAACCGCUCCGCCACGGCGCUGGUGAUCGCAUGCGUGCUGAGCGCCCUGGCCACGGUUUACCUGUCUGUAGCGGUGGGCACGCGCCACUGGUACCAGUACACGAGCCCGCAGGUACGUCACGAGCACAACGCGACCGAGCUGCGCGCGCUGCACCAGGAGCUCAGCGAUGGAGAGUUCGACGAGAAGACCGCGAGCGACGCGAUGUUCCGCCUCAACGGCACCCUCGGCCUGUGGUGGAGGUGCGUGCGCGUGCCCGCCGACCGCAACCGCUGGUACCGAGAGCCAGGUGGGGAUCCUGAGAUGGACACUGAGUGUGUGAGCUUCACGCUGUCUCAGCAGUUCACCCCCAAAUACACAGAGCCAGGCAACCACAACAGCGGAGAGGACAUAAUACGCACCUAUAUGUGGAGGUGUCAGUUUCUCCUGCCCCUGCUCUCUCUGGGUUUGGUGUUAGUGGGAGGGCUGGUGGGAUUCUGUGCGUGUUUGUGUCGUAGUUUCAGUCCCACACUGGGCAUUGGACUCCUCCACCUCCUUGCAGGUGUGUGUUCUCUGGGCUGUGUGUGUUGUUUUCUAGCGGGUAUGGACCUGCUACACCGUGUCUCUGUUAUCCCAGACCAGGUGGAUGGCUCUCUUGGUUGGUCCCUCUAUCUCGCGCUCAUCUCCUCUCCGUUGUACAUGAUGGCUGCCGCUCUACUGGUGUGGGCCGCUCGCAGCCACAGCAAGAACUACUACCGUUUCACUGCCUACCGAGUGGCCUAGAGCAUGCAUUUCAUAUGAUUACCAGCAGUUUGUGGAAGGUCUGUGCCAGAUGGGACACUCUUGCCUGCAGGUGUUUACAGAUGUGCAGGCAGAUCCAGUCGCUGUCGGAGUGAGCGAUGAGGCAGAGGCCCACGUUGGCAGUGCUGCUGUGAAGAUCACAGAGCAGAUCCAC